GCGGUCACGUGACGGGGGUGGAGCGGAAAGGCGUUGUGCUUAACUAGCGCCCCCCAUCCACCAUGUUUUCUGACCGUUUCUAGUUUGGUUUGUCCCCAAAACCAAAAGGAAAUGGCCGGGAACUCCAAGGAUCAUAGGCUCCCUGGCUGAGGCUGGGCUAACGCGUAAGCGCGGCGGGAAUAUCCUAGCAGGUCUUCGCGGAGAGAGACGAUGGCGUCUAGCAGUAACUGGCUGUCCGGAGUGAAUGUUGUGCUUGUGAUGGCAUACGGGAGCCUGGUUUUUGUAUUGCUGUUUAUUUUUGUGAAGAGACAAAUCAUGCGCUUUGCAAUGAAAUCUAGAAGGGGACCUCAUGUCCCUGUGGGACACAAUGCUCCCAAGGACUUAAAAGAGGAGAUUGAUAUUCGACUAUCCAGGGUUCAGGACAUCAAGUAUGAACCCCAGCUCCUUGCAGAUGAUGAUACAAGACUACUGCAGCUGGAAUCCCAGGGGAAUCAAACAGGUUGCUACAACUAUCUGUACAGGAUGAAAGCUCUGGAUGCCAUCCGUGCCUCUGAGAUCCCAUUUCAUGCUGAAGGCCGGCACCCCUGUUCUUUAAUGGGUAAGAAUUUCCGCUCCUACUUGCUCGAUCUGCGAAACACUAGCACUCCUUUCAAGGGUGUCCGCAAGGCCCUUAUUGAUACCCUCCUGGAUGGAUACGAGACCGCUCGUUACGGGACAGGGGUCUUUGGCCAGAGUGAGUAUUUGCGGUAUCAGGAGGCCUUGAGUGAGCUAGCCACUGUGGUCAAAGCACGAAUUGGGAGCUCUCAGAAACAACACCAAUCGGCAGCCAAAGACCUAACUCAGUCACCUGAAAUGUCGCCAACAACCAUCCAGGUCACAUACCUCCCCUCCAGUCAGAAGAGCAAACGUCCUAAGCACUUCCUCGAACUGAAGAGCUUUAAGGACAACUACAACACGCUGGAGAGUACUCUGUGAUGGAGCUGCAGACACCACCUGUGCAGCCUUCGUGCCGUCUGGCUCAGCAGUUCCAGACUUUGUCAGCCAAAGCUUCUGUUGAGGCCAGAGUUCCUUCAGAAUUGUGUCUGAAGGGUCAUUCCACAGUCCUUUCUCAGAGGCAUUUUCAAAUACUGGCUAAGACCUCAUUAUCUCCCAAAAGCACUUUUUCUGGGUUUGAAUUCAGAUGUCAUUAAUGUUUCUGUUACUUCUUCCUUGAAAAUCUCCCACUUUUUUUUUUAAUUUAUUUAUUUAUUGUGUACACAGUGUUCAGCCUCGUAUGCCUGCAGACCAGAAGAGGGCACCAGAUCUCAUUACAUAUGGUUGUGAGCCACCAUGUGGUUGCUGGUAAUUGAACUCAGGACCUCCGGAAGAUCAGCCAGAGUGCUCUUAACCUCUGAGCCAUCUCUCCAGCCCCUCCACUUGUUUUUGGCUAUAAUUCACCUACGCUGUUCAAUGCUGUUUAGUCCCAAAGGUGUAAACUGAGGUCUAGCCUGUUGCACUCAGUUGAAUAGAAAUAUUUGGGUUUAGAGCAUCUCAGAUUUGAUUGGUGGAAGUCAGGCAGGACCUUAUGAGAAAAAGGGAAUGAGAAAGUGGGUAAAAUGUCCUCUGGAAUUUUGGUGCUCCAUUUAAACAGGUGAAUUAAGACAUGAACAUGACUUUUCUGAAGUGGAGGGAUCUGUUCCACCAUCACCUAAUAGUGUUAUGACGAAUAAAUAGGAAUGUUCUGGCACUUGGCAUAACCAAGUUGGUGAGAUGUGAAGUGGUUUCCUCUAAUGUCAGUGUAUUAGUCUCAGUUCACAAAUUAAUAAAGUUAACUACUAAACGUGA
Molecule: messenger RNA, 1824 nt
Organism: Arvicola amphibius (Eurasian water vole)
Lineage: Eukaryota; Metazoa; Chordata; Mammalia; Rodentia; Cricetidae
Gene: Ltap1
Product: chromosome 14 C1orf43 homolog
Exons: 7
Coding region: 211-975 (254 amino acids)
Biological process (GO): phagocytosis
Source: RefSeq, a predicted model, not a curated record